This is a messenger RNA of Vanrija pseudolonga, 2495 nucleotides long. Its product is annotated as Zinc finger CCCH domain-containing protein 3. The transcript has 7 exons. The record is from RefSeq and is a predicted model, not a curated record. Gene Ontology annotation, molecular function: metal ion binding. Gene Ontology annotation, cellular component: nucleus. Bases 24 to 1505 code for a protein of 493 amino acids. NCBI's taxonomy places the organism in Eukaryota, Fungi, Basidiomycota, Tremellomycetes, Trichosporonales, Trichosporonaceae.
AUUCUUGAUCACCAACGCGCAACAUGCCGCCAAUGUCAGCAGCAGAGAGACAGAAGCUGCUCCUGCAGCAGGAGAUAGCCAAGCUAUCAGGCGCAAUCACGUCCUACUCGCAGUCUUCCUCGAGCAGCCACCACCACCAGUCUAGCUACCACCCGUACCGCGGCUACCCUUCCCGUGGGAGCUCGUACCGUGGUGCGCCUCGCGGACGCGGUGGCCGAGGCCGCGGCGGGCGUGGUCGUGGAGGGUCGUACUCGCUUGACUUGAGAGGAAACAACGCAUCUGGAUCAAGUACCCCUGUUGAUCGUCCCACGACUGGUCCAAGCGAGAGAGAGGAGGGCGAGGUCACCCCACCUGUGGAGGAUGCCGCCCCCAAGCCUGCUGCGGAGUCGAGCAACUGGGUCAAGAAGACGAGCAAGGGGGGGAACAUGAGCUUGAUGACCGUGGACAAGAGCAACAAGCUGUCAUCUAGACCACGACCACCUCGCCCGCCCAAGGUGCCUGCUCACAUCCAAGUGCUGCAGUCGUCCACAGAUUCAUCACCGGGCGGCACACAAGGCAAGCGCGUGGUGAUCGACGGUGUCAUCUUCGAGUUUGCCGAGGAUGGCCAGAAGCUCGUCCGCCUUCAAGAACUCGAGCCCAAGAAGAAUGCCACUUCCACGCCAACUCGCCAGUCGCUCAAGUACGCUGGCGAGCAGUACCGCCGCACGAAGCGCGGAGACCUCGUGUCAAGGUCGACACUUGCGGCGCGGCGUGCCGAGCAGGCCAAGAAGCCCUGCCGGUACUGGACCAAGACGGGCCGCUGCGAACGAGCUUUGACCUGUCCUUACAAGCACACGCCUGGACGCAUUGCAAUCUGCCCGGCAUUCAUGUACGACAAGUGUGACCGGGGAAACAACUGUCCUCUGUCCCACACUCCGUCCGCCCACAAUGCUCCCUCGUGUGCUCGCUUCCAAGCCACAUCAACCUGCUACAAGGGGGACAAGUGCAAGUUCCCCCAUGUACGUGUUGCCGACGACGCGCCCGUGUGCGAGGCGUUUGCCCGUGAAGGCUGGUGUGAUGAGGAGGCAGGCACCUGUCCCGAGCUCCACAUCUGGGAAUGCCCAGAGUUCCAUGACAAGGGGACGUGUUCUCGCGGCGCGAGGUGUGGUCUUCGCCACAUCCUCCGUGCCGAGAAGGCCAAGAAGACCGCUGCGGCGGUGGCAGCGGCCGCUCCGGCUGCUGCUCGUCCUACUAGCUCUGGUGCUGCACCCGCCGCGUUUGAUGACCAAUCAGAGUUCAUUGGCUUCCCAGGCGAGGUGUUCUCGGAGACGGAUGAGGAUGAGGAUGAUGAGGAUGACGAGGAGGACGAGGAGGACAGCGAUGAGGAGGCUGGCGACGACAGCGACGAGGAGAUGGACGAGGACGAGUCUGUUGAAGAGGACUCAGGUAAGCCCCAAGACCCCUCGUCGCCCUCUGCCAUCGACACGGACGACGACGACGAGCUCCAAGUCCUUGGCGCCGUGUAAUGGCCACACAACUGUACAUAGACACUCGCAUUGGCAUAUACACUGUGACACCCACCCCACACACACCCACCACACACACUGUUACAUUUUUUCUGUUGAAUAAUAAAAAGACAAAAGAGCAUUCCAAAUGCAUAUGCGUGAAACUACCGUACUGCGAGGGUGCACUUGGCACACUGACCCGCUUUUGACAACUUCUACAACAACUCGGCUUACGCCCUCGAGAGUCUGGCCUUGACGUUUUCGCGGCGGGCGCGGACACCGGCAGCCAGCUCGUUGAGGAGGGGGAAGGUCUGCUCGAGCGAGAUGCAGGCGUCGGUGAUGGAGACACCGUAGAGGAGGCCCGAAGGACCCUCGGGGGGAAUGUUCUGCCUUCCCUCGUUGAUGUUGGACUCGAUCAUGACACCGAGGAGCUGCUGGGCGGUGGGGCCGUUGGCGAGCUGCUCGGCAAUGUCCUUGCCGACCUCGAGCUGCUUGAUGUGCUGCUUUGACGAGUUGCCGUGCGAGCAGUCGACCAUGAGGCGGGGGACGAGGCCGGCCUUCUUGAGCUUCUCGGCGGCGGCGCUGACGUGCUCGGCGCUGAAGUUGGGGCCCUUGGUCGAGCCGCGGAGGAUGACGUGCGUCGAGGGGUUGCCCGACGUCUCGACGAUCGCAGUGAGGCCCUGCUUGGUGACCGAGAGGAAGGUGUGGCCGGCGGCAGCGGCCUUGAUAGCGUCGACGGCAAUGUCAAUCGAGCCGUCGGUACCGUUCUUGAAGCCGACCGACAUGGAGAGAGCAGAAGUAAGCUCACGGUGCACCUGGGACUCGGUGGUACGGGCGCCGAUGGCGCCCCACGACGAGAGGUCGGCAAGGAACUGGGGCGAGAUGACGUCGAGGAACUCGCCGGCGGUGGGGAGGCCCAUCUCGGCAAUGUCGAGAAGCAGCUUGCGGGCCGUCUUGAGGCCGCGGUUGAUCUGGUACGAGCCGUUCAUGUCGGGGUCGUUGAUGAGGCCC